This is a messenger RNA of Trichophyton verrucosum HKI 0517, 1209 nucleotides long. RefSeq lists its product as uncharacterized. Lineage: Eukaryota; Fungi; Ascomycota; Eurotiomycetes; Onygenales; Arthrodermataceae. The annotation marks the transcript as partial. The record is from RefSeq and is a predicted model, not a curated record. The transcript has 4 exons.
GGACGGGCGACCUGGAUGGCUAUCUACCUCUCGACCGGCCGGGCUCCUGCUGCUGCUGGCUGGCUGGCUGGCUCUCUGGCUCUGCUUGCUGGUGCUGCUUGCUGGGCGGCGCUGCGAGAGAGCGAAGGAUGUUUUCUUGUUUCUUCUUCCUCUCGCCAAGGGGCUAAGCCGGGGAAAAGGGCUGGCAACUCAACUCUCGUUAACUCACUAAUUAUGGAAUGGAGGCGAAAAGACGAACAAGCGACGAAGGCCGCCGGCGACGACGAGAGUGACGACUCCAAAGGACUGUUGACGCCGCAGCUAUUCGUCCGAUCCCGCUGGCAGUCGACCCGCCAGGCGCAGCAGAGAGAAAAGCCUGCGCAGGCUGACGGCCAGAGAGACAGCGACGAGUCCCACGAUGCGUCUCUUUCUGAUCCCGAUCUCGACGGGCCGCACGCUCAUCUACUGCAAGAAGCUCGACGCUGCGGUGCCGGCCAAGCAGCUCAGCUACCUCGACCGCGUUACGAACAAGGUGACGGCGACCUGGGCCAAGUGGGAGACGGCAGAGAAGGGCUGGCAGAAGACGCUGGUCACCUACGGCCACCGGGCGCUGCAGCGGAUCCCCUACGAGGAAUGGGGGCUCAAGAGCGUGCCGCCGCUGAGCUCACGGCGGGAGACGGCAGAGCGGCAGGCGCGCAAGCCCGUCGAGCUGCUGUACCCCAAGAAUGCGAUCAGGUCGAGCAGGGUGAUGGGCCUGCUGCAGCAGCUGGCCACGGAGAGACAGCAGCUGCACCGCAAGCGCAUGUGGUGGAGCAUCGUCGUUGCGCCCUUGACGGCUCCGUUUGCGCUGGUACCGGAUACCUAAUAUACCCUUUUUCUUCUUCUGCUACCGCGGCUGGUCGCACUGGAGAGGCUGAUACAGCAUUGGGAGGGUCCAAACACCUGGAAUUCCUGCUAAAAGAGAACCUGAUCCGGCCGAGAUCACUGACGGACCUGGAGAACGUCUAUCUACGGCACUACCCGCGCAAGGACGGGGUGGAAGAUACGACAGCUGACGAGAAGACUGCGCCGGACUGUGAUGACGGCAACUGUGGAAAGGAGGUGAUGCUGCUCAAGGACACCGACGGCAAGGCCCUGGCCAAGAUGCUGGAUGCCCCCGAGCUCGUUGCUGAGGUCGAGCGAGCCGUCCAUCAGGUCCAACAGCAGCUUGACCAGAAGAAACAGCCCUGA